GCAUGCUGGGAGGUGUAGUCCUUGAGGCGCCACCGUACCAAAACAGGAAGUGGGUAGAGGAGUUCUGUCCCUUUUUCAGUUUUGGGGUCUCAAGGAGUGAAGGAGGGGGAGCAUGUCUUUCAAGAGGGAGGGAGACGACCCCAGUCAGCUGAAUGUCCUCAAGAAAAGAAGAGUUGCUGAUCUUUUGGCCAAUUACAUUCCUGAAGACGAAGCUUUGCUCCUGAGGGAUGGCAGAUACGCCUGCGCUGUCUGCUUCCACAGGCCGGUUUUUGACACUCUUGACAUGCUCACCGUCCACCGCUCUGGAAAGAAGCAUCUAAUUGGUUUGCAGAAGUUCUACGGGAAGAAGCGUUCGCUGGAGAGGGAAGUUCAGAAGCGCCACCACCAGGAGUACCUCCAAGCGGAAGACGCUGGCGCCCAGGCAGCUCCAGGCCCUGCGCCUUUGCUUGUGCAGACCAGGAAGAUUGCGCAGAAUGCUUUGCUGAAAACCGUCCCUUAUAACAGCUGCUGCCGGCGCAACAGGGAGACAGGAAGUGACAUGGGCCCCAGUACCUCACGGACAGAUGCUGGCUCCAUAGAAGCUGACAGAAAGGAGCUGUCAAAACUGAGGAAUCCAGCACAGGCAGGCGAGGAUAGACCCUUUGGCCCAGAAACCACUUCUUCUGCAGAUUUGCCUGGGUCUGCAACCACCACGUCAGAAUCGUUGAAAAGAUCUGCUCCAGGGAAGGAGCGCAGCCGUAAAGGGAAGGCCCCUCAUGUUGGGACGCCUUCUUCCGAGCUUGGUGACCUCACCGCAGAGAAGCGACGCACUUUGGAACACUAUCUGCGGCUGAAAAGCUCUGGUUGGGUCCAAGAUGGUUCUGGCAAGUGGGUGAAAGACGAGAAUGUGGAAUUUGACUCUGAUGAAGAGGAGCCGCCGGCCCUGACUCCAUCUUGACAACAUCGUUCCCUCCUUCCCAAGGGGAACAAAGUGGAUGUGGCUGCCUUGUGAUAGGCUGUGCCCUUGGAAAUGUGUCACUGGCUGGACACUAAGAGAUGAUGCAUGCAGGAGCAAACAUCUUUGUCAUAUACACAGAAUGGUUUUAAUAAUAAAAAAAUAGGAGUACA
This is a messenger RNA of Rhineura floridana, 1107 nucleotides long. It is a transcript of the gene SCNM1, whose product is annotated as sodium channel modifier 1. The record is from RefSeq and is a predicted model, not a curated record. The transcript is spliced from 8 exons. Gene Ontology annotation, biological process: RNA splicing. Lineage: Eukaryota; Metazoa; Chordata; Lepidosauria; Squamata; Rhineuridae. Gene Ontology annotation, cellular component: nucleus. The coding region runs from base 113 to 937 and encodes 274 amino acids.